GGCUUCCAAAGCAGCUGAGUCAAGGACCUUAAGGAAUGUCACGCAGUAGUUGCUGACCUAACUGACACUGAAAGGAACAGAAGAAGAUGGCAAUCCAUAUUUGAAAUAAACGUGUGGACUCUGAUAAAAAACCAUGUCAAAAAAAGGACGGAGCAAGGGCGAAAAGCCUGAGGCACUGAUUGUUGCCCUACAGGCUGCCAAUGAGGACCUCAGGACCAAGCUAACAGACAUUCAAAUUGAGCUGCAUCAGGAGAAAUCUAAGGUUGCUAAGCUCGAAAGAGAAAAGACUCAAGAAACGAAGCGCAUCCGUGAAGUGGAGCAACGCAAGCAGACCGUGCAGAUCACAGAGCUAAAAGCCAAACUCCAUGAAGAGAAAAUGAAGGAGCUGCAGGCGGUGAGGGAGAACCUCAUCAAACAGCACGAGCAGGAGAUGACGAGAAUGGUGAAAGUCCGAGACAGUGAAAUCCAGCGCCUGAAGUCGGCGCUGUGCGCGCUGCGGGAUGGGAGCAGUGAUAAAGUACGGACUGCGCUGACCAUUGAGGCUCGUGAGGAGGCCAGGAAACAGUUUGACUCUGAGCGCCUGAAGCUUCUGCAGGAAAUUACUGAACUGAAGUCUGCCAAAAAGCAGGUGGAUGAGGCCCUUAACAAUAUGAUCCAGGCUGACAAGAUCAAGGCAGGUGAUCUUCGGAGUGAGCAUCAGUCCCACCAAGAGGCCAUUUCCAAGAUCAAAUGGGAGAGUGAAAGGGAUAUUCGACGCCUGAUGGAUGAGAUCAAGGCUAAAGACAGGAUCAUAUUUUCAUUGGAGAAAGAACUGGAGACACAGACAGGCUAUGUGCAGAAGCUGCAGCUGCAAAAGGAAGCUCUGGAUGAACAGCUCUUUUUGGUGAAGGAGGCAGAGUGUAACAUGAGCAGUCCCAAGAGAGAGAUCCCAGGAAGGGCUGGAGAUGGUUCGGAGCACUGCAGCAGCCCUGACUUGCGCAGAAACCAGAAGAGGAUAGCAGAGCUGAAUGCCACCAUACGGAAGCUGGAAGACCGGAACACGUUGCUUGUUGAUGAACGAAAUGAGCUGUUGAAGCGUGUUCGAGAAGCUGAGAAACAAUGUAAACCUCUUCUGGAAAAGAACAAGUGCCUCACGAAGAGAAAUGAUGAACUGAUGCAGUCUUUGCAGCGCAUGGAAGAUAAACUCAAAGCAGUCACUAAAGAAAAUAUAGAAAUGAGAGAAAAAAUAACAUCACAUCCUCCUCUAAAGAAAUUAAGAUCUCUCAAUGACCUGGAUCAGGCUAAUGAGGAACAAGAAACUGAAUUUUUAAAGCUUCAGGUCAUAGAACAGCAGAACAUAAUUGAUGAGUUAACAAGGGACAGGGAGAAACUCAUUCGUCGGAGAAAGCAUAAAAGGAGCUCAAAACCAAUCAAGAGACAUGUGGUGGAUACGGUUUUUGGGUAUGAUGAUGAUUCUAUGGACUCUGAAACAUCCUCUGUGGCCUCAUAUAGAACAGACAGGACACCAGCAACCCCAGAUGAUGAUCUGGAUGAGGGUUUAGCAGCAGAAGAGUCAGAGCUGCGGUUUCGACAGCUGACGAAGGAGUACCAGGCCCUGCAGAGAGCGUAUGCACUGCUGCAGGAACAGGCAGGAGGGGUCAUAGAUGCUGAAAGAGAAGCCAGGGCUCAGGAGCAACUUCAAGCUGAAGUCCAGAGGUAUAAAGCCAAAAUAGAAGAUCUGGAGAAAACUUUGGCUCAGAAAGGGCAGGACUCACACUGGGUGGAAGACAAGCAGCUUUUUAUUAAGAGGAACCAAGAGCUUUUAGACAAGAUAGAGAAAACGGAAGCAGAAAACAACCGUCUGCAACAGGAGCUGCAGGACGCGCGAGACCAGAAUGAGCUGCUGGAGUUCCGCAACCUUGAGCUGGAGGAAAGAGAGAGACGGUCCCCACCAUUUAAUCUCCAGAUUCACCCAUUCUCAGAUGGUGUGAGUGCUCUACAGAUCUACUGCAUGAAGGAAGGGGUUAAGGAUGUCAGCAUCCCAGACCUUAUAAAGCAGUUAGACAUCCUAGGUGAUAAUGGGAAUUUAAGGAAUGAAGAACAAGUGGCCAUAAUUCAGGCUUCUACGGUAUUGUCCUUGGCAGAAAAGUGGAUCCAGCAGAUUGAGGGAGCUGAAGCUGCUCUGCAUCAGAAGAUGAUGGAACUGGAAAGUGAUAUGGAGCAAUUUUGCAAAAUAAAAGGUUAUUUGGAGGAAGAAUUAGACUACAGAAAGCAAGCUCUUGACCAAGCGUACAUGAGGAUCCAGGAGCUUGAAGCCACCUUGUACAAUGCUUUGCAGCAAGAAACAGUGAUAAAGUUUGGGGAACUACUCACUGAAAAACAGCAGGAAGAGCUGAGGACAGCAGUAGAAAAGCUAAGACGUCAGAUGCUGAGGAAGAGCAGAGAGUAUGAUUGCCAGAUUCUUCAGGAGAGGAUGGAGCUGCUCCAGCAGGCUCAUCAGAGGAUCCGAGAUUUAGAAGAUAAAACUGACAUCCAAAAGAGACAAAUUAAGGAUCUGGAGGAAAAGUUUCUAUUUCUGUUCUUGUUCUUCUCUCUUGCCUUUAUUCUUUGGCCUUGAUGUCAAUGUGCCUCUUGGAAAGAGUGCCCGACCACACAGAUAAGUCCUUAUAAAGGCAAAUGCUUCCACCCCUCGAUGAAGAGAAUAUUGUUUACACCUGUUUUCAAAUGUAUAAAAAUGAACAACCUGUAGCCAAGACUGCAACCACCUUGUAUUUUAAAGCCAUCACUCAAAAUUUGUUACCUGACAAUUCCUGUCUAAAGCUAUGAUAUAUGCUGCAUCUAAUGAAAUCCUGUAUGUUGAAAUUACAAAAGGGGAAGAAAAAUAAACUGAUAACCUACAUCACCUAGGAAGAACUUAAAGGGAAGGGACCACUUUCAGCUGAUCAAGUCAGUGUGUCUUGGGCAUGGAACCAAAGUUACAAUUGAAAAAUCUAUUCCUGCUGUGCAGGGCAAUCAUUUAAAUGUUUCCCUGUCAUCUGACAAAUGGAUCAAAAAUGAACAGAUGAGAGUAGGAGAAACUCAAGAGAUGCUGACAACAAAGUGUUCAAUUUGAAGUAUGUGGCUUUCUCGCUGCAGGGACUCCUGCUCUCCCUCUUUGGUUUUAACCUCAGGAACAAAUGACAGCUGCAAUGUGGAAGGAAGAAAGGAAAAAAGCCCCAGUCUGUGUUACUGCAGGGUGGGCAGGACAGAUCACCAUGUUUUGUGCUUGAGAUUGUUACACAGCACCACCUGCCUUGGCCCAGGCAUGGAAGAAGAGGGUGGAUGGCAUAAGGAGGGUUUCCAGUGGAGCUGAAGCCUUAUCUCUCUUCACCAUCCCUCCAUGAAGAACAGCCUGUCUAUUAUCAGAUACUUUUCAUACUCUUUAAAGACUGCCAUUGAGAUAAUAAAACCAAGACUAUACUUGGUUUCACUAUAGAGUAACCACUGAAUUGGACCUACAGAAUAGCUUCUGAGAAAGAAGAGAGAUGUUGGAGGACAGGGCAGGGAGGAAAGCUAAUCCCCUUAUCCAUGUGACAUGAUUCACAAAGCAUCAGCUUCCAACUGUUUUGUCCCAGCUUGGAAAAAAUGUUUUGGUUCAGCUUGUCAACUGACUUUGUUGACUUCCUGACCAAUGAUACAUAGACCGAAAAUGGGGAAAAACAUUGUGAACACAACCUUAUUACAGAUAAGAAAUAUUGCUAGUCUGUUUAGAUUUUUCCACAGUUAAGAGUAACUAAAAGUAGUUUUCAUUUGAAAGCAUUACUUACCUCUGUAAUCAUGAAGCCUGGAACCCAGCCGUGGUGCCUCCCUGAGGUCAUAGGUCCAUGCACCCAUCACUUUGUCAGAAAUGUAGGUCCAUGCACCCCAGCAGUCUUUCAGAAGAGCACUCCCUGAGGAGCACAGUGCCUGCAGCAAUCACUGUGAGUCCUGUGCUGAGGGAAGGAGUGCAGCCAGCUGCACCCACCCUCCCUUUCUCGCUGGUGGGCUGACAGUACACUUCUCAGUGCCUCUGGUUUCAUCUUCUGGGGAACGGAGUCCUGCCUGUUCAGACUUUGGAUUCCUGUGGCCAGGCUCUAUCUGCAAUGGAGCCUUAAUUUUAACUGGAAGAAAUGGAUUUCUGUACUAAAAACUAGAAAAUUAAGGGCCAGAAUACAGCUUGUGCAUUACUUACACCUUCAAAGCAGGGAUCACAUGUACCAACAUCUUACGCACAUCAGAAGCUUUUGAAGAGCUUUCGAAGAGUUUUUCAAAGAUCUUCUCCUUUGCUUGCCUGUUUACUUUUACAGACAAAGCAGCUGAGGCACAAAGCAGUGAGGUUACUUGCUGGAGCAACUCAGCACAUCAAAAGCAGUUCCUUAGCCAUAGGAGGGAGGGAGUUUCUCUGGUGUCAAUGAUGCCUGCCCCUCACAGAUAGCUUUUUUUUUUUUGGCCAGAAUAGCUUUUAAUCAGUAAUGUCCAUUUGACUAACUGCAUUGCAGUUUCUCCACAAAGACUGCUAACAUCCUUAUUCCUUGAGUGCCAGGAGAUAGUGUUAAACCUUCCAUGGAAGAUUAGAAGUUAUUAGCGAGUGAUUUUUUUUUCCUGCUCCUUAAAGUUAAUUUAAAUUAUAGAAUGACCACAUCUUCUUGAAACACUGGCUCAGCCAAGGGGUUUACUGAGUUCUGGCACCAAGCUGUAUGUUUGCUGGCUCAUUUUUAAAGAAAUAUGCUUGUAGGUAGAAAUGUUACAUGACUGCAGGCAUAUUGCGUGUUUUUUUUCAAAUUCCUUUCCCUAGCAGAAGACUCUGUGAAUAAGGUUGUGCUUUCCAUGAGCUAGCAGUUCAGUCCUGGAGCUCUGGAGUUGGGCCCUGAAGAGUGAUCCCACUCCUGUGACAGCUGGAGAUUACUGAGCAGCUUAACAGCAGCUUGUUAGCUAGAGGGAGCUUUCUCUCUGGUUGUUCCUUCCCACCUCACUCUUUUCUCCUCUGUUGCAGCAUCAGGUAAUUUGCCACCUUCAGGUGGCUUUCCUCAGUGUUAGGGCUGGCAGUUAAAGCACUGAGUUCUUGCAGAAGAAUUAGCAGCUCUUGGUUUCAGUGAUGGUGCAAUAACUUCCACGCUGGUUUGGUUUAAAAAAAAAACCCUAGAAACAUUUAUUUCAGGCAAUCAUGCAGAAGGUUUAUGGCACAGUUAGAAAUACACACUUUUACAACAUACCUAACUGGUCUUGUGGCAGGCUUCAUUAUUUAGACUCCCUAAGUCAUGUUAUCUUAUUUAAUUUCUCUUUUUUGUCUAAUUUGCCCUGCCUUGCUCCUGUGUGUAUACAUAUGCAUGCAGGUAUUGCAUUGCCAAGGGUUCAGGGUGGGAUGGGUGCUGGUAGUCUGACUGCAGCAGACCUGGAUCUGCAAACUUUUCAAAGAUUGUUCUUGCCUCCAGGGAGCUGAACCACCGCUGCUUUACUCUCCUUGCAGCAUAACACAUGCCAUGCCUAAAACACACAUGCUGAUGUGAGUUAAAGGAACUUUCUGCUAUCAGCUAGAUAAAAUGAGUUUCAUGUCUGUGUGUAUAUAUAUAUAUAUAUACACAUGUAUCUAUAUGUAUAUGUACAUAUAUAUACAUAUAUAUGCAUAUACUUACCAAUUCCUGAUUGUAUAUAGAAAUAUUGCUGUAGCUUACAAAAGUAUACUUUAAUCUAGGCAUGGGGAACUGAAUCCAGAUUAUUCCUCCAGGUUUACUUUCACAUCUCAUGGGCAGCUAAUUUUUUGAUUCUUUUUUUCUGGACCCGUCACUCUCCUUUGACUGUUAAUCCUGGGCUUUCUGCUGUUCCUGAUGUUCAUUGAAGCAAAGGAUUGAGAAUCCUCCCUCAGAUUAGUGACUGUAGCCAACCUCCCCUCCCCAAAGCCAACAACAAAAAUAAAAUCAAUGUACUGCAGCCUUUGAGGACAGCAAAUACAGCCCUGGAUCCCUCCCGUGCAUCCCGUCAAGGCUGUUCAGGAGUGGCAGCACUCCAGGCUAUCCAUCCUGCCAAAGCACAAGGUGAGCCACAGAAGGUAGUACAAAUCAGCUUGACCACAAUUGACUUGCUUUUUUUUCCCCCCAGUGACCAAGUUAUGAGACUUCGAAGACUAUUUUUUGAAUUUAAACACUUCAGAUGAGGGCCUGGUUACAUGAGAUGAGUUUAGGCAAUUGGGGUUGCAGUAAGGAAAUGGUACUUCUUGCAGUGUUACCAGCAUGGCUCACAGGUCCAUCCUUUCUUACUGAUGUGCCUGGAGGACAAUGGAGAUUUUUUUUUUUAGGUGUUGUUAAUCGUCCAACCACCUACCAUUAUGUCAGUGGGAAACAUCCGCUGAAACCCGAAGCUUUCAGUUCUAUGGCAUCCCAUGAGGACUGUCCAGGCCAGGCUCUCCUGACAUGAGCAGGGCUCAGAGAACACUCAGCUGCUGGUGAUCCAAAGGGUUUUUUCUUCCCCUGCCCUCUCUCACAUCAGCACCUCUGUGGUUUUAUAUAUACUUUUUGUUCCAGAUUUUUUUGGUGUCUAUUCCAGAACAAAAUUGUAAAUUACUUGCAGAAUGACCCUUUGAUAAACAUUGGACAUGUACCUGUACUAUAUGUAUUAACGUGUAGGAGAGAAUCCUUAUUGUAUGUAAAGUUUUAUGAAUGGUUAUUUUUUAAUUUAUGUAUUUAAUAUAGGAUUCAAUGACCUCUGGUGUUUUAGUUUGUAUAAAAAAUAAAACAGCAGCAUUUUUAAAAAAAAAAAA
Zonotrichia albicollis (white-throated sparrow) is the source of this 6751-nucleotide messenger RNA. NCBI's taxonomy places the organism in Eukaryota, Metazoa, Chordata, Aves, Passeriformes, Passerellidae. The record is from RefSeq and is a predicted model, not a curated record.